ACGACCGUCUUCCACCGUUGAAUUCUUCUGGAACUGGAGUCCACUGUUUAAGCUUCACUGUCUCUGAAUCGGCAAAGCUUUAGAAGAAAAUGGCAUCAGGAGGUAAAGCCAAGUACAUAAUCGGUGCUCUCAUCGGUUCUUUCGGAAUCUCAUACAUCUUCGACAAAGUUAUCUCUGAUAAUAAGAUCUUUGGAGGGACUACUCCAGGAACUGUCUCUAACAAAGAAUGGUGGGCAGCAACGGAUGAGAAAUUCCAAGCAUGGCCAAGAACCGCUGGUCCUCCCGUUGUUAUGAAUCCCAUUAGCCGUCAGAAUUUCAUCGUCAAGACUCGUCCGGAAUGAGAAAAUAAUAAGUUCAAUGCUUUGAUUUUCAGAAUAAGAUGAACGAUGACGAUGUUUUCUAAAUCCGAGCUUGUACUAAAUAACAAUACAUUACAACACGGUUUGCGGAACUACUCCACAGUCUAUCUUCUGUUAAAAAACUCAAACAAGCUAUUGCAAAAAGCCCUUACGAGA
Messenger RNA from Arabidopsis thaliana (thale cress), 515 nucleotides. RefSeq names its product ozone-responsive stress-like protein (DUF1138). The coding region runs from base 90 to 341 and encodes 83 amino acids. The transcript has 3 exons. The record is from RefSeq and is marked reviewed. NCBI's taxonomy places the organism in Eukaryota, Viridiplantae, Streptophyta, Magnoliopsida, Brassicales, Brassicaceae.